AUUAAGGUUGUAGCGGGGACGUGAUCCGCAACCUCGCGUCACCAAGCUGAAAUUCACGAUCGAGAAUCGUACACGAAAGCCACCAUGAACCAACCCAUGAGCAAACGUUGAAACGGCCGAUAGAACUCCCAUGGCUGAUUUCUCAAUCCCAUGAUCAAAGGAAGCUGCAGGGCUCCAAAUCAUUCACAAUGGCUCCGUCCAAAUCGACAGUGAUGCUCACGAUAGCUAACCUGUUCAUACCUAUUGCCAUAUUAACAUUUGCCAGCGGCUUCUUUCCAUACAAGCCAUUCCUUCCUGGUUUAGCAGAGUAUGAAGCCCUUGGGUUUGGGUUGGGCGCACCCCCCAAGGCGCCUUUCGACAAGGUCAUAUUCAUGGUGGUUGAUGCCCUCCGAAGUGACUUUGUAUUCUCUGACGAGUCAGGCUUCACUUUUACUCAAAGCUUAAUCUCCAAUGGCGCUGCGAUGCCGUUCACUGCUCAUGCAACAUCCCCAACUAUUACAAUGCCGCGGGUCAAAGCAAUUACGACUGGCUCUAUCCCCUCCUUCCUAGACGUCAUAUUGAACUUUGCCGAAUCCGACACCACCUCAAGCCUCGCGGCGCAGGAUACCUGGCUGGCUCAGAUGAAAGCAAAGGGUUCUGGAAAGCUGGUUAUGUACGGAGACGAUACGUGGUUGAAGCUAUUCCCAGAUACGUUUGAUCGCGCGGAUGGGACAUCCAGCUUUUUCGUUGCGGAUUUUACCGAAGUGGACAAUAAUGUGACUAGACAUGUCCCUGAAGAAUUGCGUAAUGACGAUUGGAACACAAUGGUCCUUCAUUAUCUUGGAAUGGAUCACAUUGGCCACAAGGCAGGCCCACGAAGCCCAAAUAUGUUGCCGAAGCAGAAGGAAAUGGACGGACUUGUUCAACAGAUGUAUACUGCAAUCGAGUCCCAAAAGCAUCUUGCGAAUACCCUUCUUAUUAUCUGUGGAGACCAUGGCAUGAAUGAUGCCGGAAACCACGGCGGCUCCGCGCCCGGAGAGACCUCCCCAGCAUUGGUUUUUAUGUCUCCAAAGCUGAAGAAGAUUUCUGCUGGACUCGAAAGCCCGAUUGCCCCUAGUGAUGAGUUUCAAUUCUACGAUACCAUCGAGCAAUCAGAUAUUGCACCGACACUGGCUGCGCUUUUAGGGUUCCCAGUCCCGAGGAACAAUCUGGGAAAUUUCAUUCGCAAUUUCCUUCCUUUCUGGAGUUCAGGGAAUGACCAGCUGCAUAUUCUUCUCGCAAAUGCAAAGCAGAUCUUAAAUGUUAUUGCUGCCGCCCAUCCAGCGUCAUUGUUCGGAGAAAAGAGUUCGCAGGAUUGCCAGAAGCCUUCGUCAGAUAUUGAGAAACUCGGCUGCGAUUGGAAACUUAUCACUGCCCAGCUUGAAGCCCGAAGCCACAAGAAGUCUGGGCAUAGUGAUUCGUUACAUGAAGACCUUAUUAACUGGUCAAGGCAUGCCCAAACUAUCAUGAGCAGUGCGGCAAGCAACUAUGACAUGACCAAGCUAUAUACUGGUCAGGCCAUUGCCAUGAUAUCAACUGUUCUAGCUGUUUUCACUGCAGCCCCAGUUCUUGGAAAGAGUCCACUGUUCGCACUAAUCACCCUCUUAUAUUCGAUAAUGAUGUUCGCAAGCAGCUAUGUAGAAGAAGAGCACAAUUUCUGGUACUGGGCAGCAUCCGGAUGGAUCACCGUUCUAAUCUUCAAGACGGCCAAGAGUUCAUUAACCACUUCCUUCAGCUGCGUAGUCGUCCUCGCUGGCCUCCGCUUCACACGUCGCUGGAACCAAACCGGACAGAAAUUUGCUGGCGAGCCAGAUAUCGCCCGCACUUUCCUGGCUGAGCACACCACGUUUCUAUGGGCGUUGGUUUUUGCUAUGUACAUGUGGAACUGCUACUCGCUCUCAUCAACUGGCUUCCCGCAUCUCCCGCGAUCGAUUGCAAAGGGCGUUGCACAGUUCCUGGCGGUUAUGGCUGCGGCGUUCAAGGUCGCGUUUACGCAUGAAGAUGCGCCUGAACUGUUGGACUGGACUGCAAGUAAAGUUGCGGAGCUGACUACGGGGUUCUCACUGGUUAAUAGGGCGAGGGGUGUCUUCAUCGGUAUCGGUCUUGCUUUGGCACAAACUAUCGGGGCAGAGUAUUUGUCCGCGGUCCGCAGGCAUCGUUUCACCUCAACUCGCACGAUUCACAAUCUCCUCACCCUCUUGCUUAUGACCCAAUCCCGCGCCACCAACAUCCCACUCCUUAUGAUCUUCUCCGCACAGUUCCACCUUCUCUUUAACCUAGACCUCAACCUCACCGAGGUCACCAUCACCUCUCUUGUAUUCCAAUACAUGUCCUUCUUCGCCUUCGGCGGCACCAACUCCAUCUCCUCCGUCGACCUCUCGAGCGCCUACAACGGCGUCAGCGGCUACAACAUCGUCGCCGUCGGAAUCCUCACUUUCGUGAGCAACUGGACCGGGCCCAUCUUCUGGACUUCCGCUACAACGAUGAUGCUCCUGCGUCUCCGGGCAGGGGGCGAGAAGAACGUGUUGUUGAAGUACAUCGCGCUGCAGACCGUAUUUGCAGCGACGGGAUUGGUAUUCAUCAUGGCGGCGUGCACGGUGCUGCGGACACACCUGUUCAUCUGGACGGUAUUUUCGCCAAAGUACCUGUACAGCAUGGCCUGGAGCAUCGGGCAGCAUAUCGGGAUGAAUAUCGGAUUGGGAAGCCUGCUGUUCUGGCUGGGCGCUUAUUAGACGGAUAGGGUGGGUGUAGAUAUUGGGUAUUUAUGUUGGUAUCUUGUGGCGUCGGUUCUUCAUUAGAUAUUAGAUACUAUAGCGUAUUGCGUCGCUUUUCAUAUAAGGCCGCUGAAUAAGUC
Messenger RNA from Pseudogymnoascus verrucosus, 2872 nucleotides. RefSeq names its product major facilitator super transporter protein (gene LAS21). Gene Ontology annotation, biological process: GPI anchor biosynthetic process. The record is from RefSeq and is a predicted model, not a curated record. NCBI's taxonomy places the organism in Eukaryota, Fungi, Ascomycota, Leotiomycetes, Thelebolales, Thelebolaceae. Bases 189 to 2750 code for a protein of 853 amino acids. Gene Ontology annotation, cellular component: endoplasmic reticulum membrane. The transcript has 9 exons.